Messenger RNA from Labeo rohita (rohu), 1020 nucleotides. RefSeq names its product polymeric immunoglobulin receptor. Lineage: Eukaryota; Metazoa; Chordata; Actinopteri; Cypriniformes; Cyprinidae. The transcript has 5 exons. The record is from RefSeq and is a predicted model, not a curated record. Bases 142 to 1020 code for a protein of 292 amino acids.
UUUACAUUAAUGCAUUUGACAGACACUUUUAUCCAAAAGGAAUUACAUUGCAUUCAAGAUAUUUUAUCAGUUCUUGCUUUCCCUGGAUUUUGAGCAGAUCUGGUUGUGUUUGAAUAUACCGGAGACUGACGUCAAUCUGGAAUGAAGACCACCAUCAUCAUCAUCAUCAUCACCACUCUCUGUCUGAUCUCAGGUCAGGUACUUUGUUUCAGUGUGUUUGGCUGCACUGGAGGGAGUGUAAUGUUCAAGUGCAUGUACAAGUCUAAUGAUCAGCAUAAAGAAAAGUAUUUCUGCAGAAACACAGACUGUACAACAGGAAUCAGUACUGAGACUCAGCGCCAAUGGGUUAAUAAUUGGAGAUUCAAUCUGUAUGAUGAUGAAAACAGCAGAUUCUUCACAGUGUUUAUCAAGAACCUCAGCAGAGAGGAUGAUGGGGAAUAUACAUGUGGAAACAAGCAGAAAUGGAGUCAUGAUGUUACAUUAGUGGUGAACAACAAGUCAUCUUCUUGUGGGACGUCUGUUAUCCAAUCAGCAUAUACUGGGAAACCGAUCACUUUUAGUUGUAAAUAUGAGCAUGGGUUUAAAAAAUACACCAAAGUCUUCUACAGAGUGAACGGAGAGCCUGUCCAUGUGCUGAACAGCUCACAAUCAUCACAAUCAUCUGAGGAGAAGUUCAUCCUGUCUGACAGUCAGAAAGAUCAUUUUAAUGUGACCAUCAGAGACAUUUCUACAGCAGACAGUGGAGUUUAUUUAUGUGGAGUGGAGAGACACGAAUCAGAUGAUCAACCUUCAGAAACAUCAAUUACUCACAUCACCUUCAUUAAAGAGAUUGAUCUGAAUGUUCAUAGUCAAAUAACAUCUGUCCAGGUUGAGGCCUACAUCAGUAAAUCAGUCUUCAUUAAGUGUAAAUUUCCACAAAAAUUCAAAGGAAACAAGAAAUUCAUCCAGAAAGAUCCAACACAGAAGAUCCCUGUUGAUGAACAGAAUCAAUGGGUCCGUCAUGAUAAAGUGCACAUAUGA